CCGCGCCGCUUCCUGCCGCCGCCCUUAAAGGUGCGGGGCGGCCCAGGGCGCGGGCGGGGCGCGACCCGACCCGCGGAGCCAGGAUGAUCCAGCGGCACCAGCUGGUGCAGUCUGUGCUGCAGGAGCUGCAGGAAGCCACUGAAUGCUUUGGUCUGGAGGGCCUCACCAGUGCUGCGCUGGAGGCAGAGAGGACCCUGUCAUCUUUCUCCCUGCCUGGCUAUUGCGGGAGGCAGUUCCAAGAGGAGCUGGAGGUUGACCGGGUAGCCAGGAGCCUCUAUCCUGAGGAUGCCCCAAGUAACAUGCUGCCUCUGGUUUGCAAAGGUGAGGGGAACCGCCUCUUUGAGGCUGCCAGUGUGCUGCUCUGGGGCAACCCCGGCCUCAGCCUGGAGCUGCAGGUGCGUACGGUGGUGGAGAUGCUGCUGCACAAGCAAUACUACUUGAAUGGCAUGAUUGACUCCAAGGUGAUGCUGCAGGCUGCCCGCUACUCCCUCUGCACCGAGGAGACCCCAGAGAUGACCAGCCUCCCCAUGGCUAUCCUGGAGGCCAUCUUUGAUGCUGAUAUCAAAGCUACCUGUUUUCCUGGCACCUUUGCCAACAUGUGGCAUGUCUACGCUCUUGCCUCAGUACUGCAGUGUAACAUCUACUCCAUCUACCCCAUGAGCAACUUGAAGAUCCGGCCCUACUUCAACCGGCUCAUCCGGCCCAGGAAAUGUGGCCCACGAACCUCCACGCUCCACAUCAUGUGGUCAGGGCAGCAGCUCUCCCGGCAGGUCUUCAAAGCGCAGUACUUUGUGGCCGUGGUUGGCCUGGAGGAGCUAGAACCUACAAUGCCUUUGCCAGAGCCUCCUGUCCAGCCCAUGAAGACCCUUGAGCUGCUGAACAGUGACCCCCAGCUGACCUACUCCAACCUGCGUGACCGGUACAGCAUUACCAAGAGCACCUUCUACCGCUGGAAGCGCCAGUCUCGUGAACACCGGCAGAAAGCAGCUGCCAGGUUUGCAGCCAAACACUUCCUUCAGUCCUGCUUUCAGGAGGGCAACAUAAUCCCCCUCCAGCACUUCCGACAAAUGUUUCCAGAAAUCUCCCGAUCCACAUACUAUGCCUGGAAGCAUGAGAUGCAGAGCAUGGUCAAUGGUGAUGCCUGUGCUGUGGCUGAGGCCCACGGGUUGCAGGAGCUUCACAGGGAUGUCCCAAGAAAGGCUGAUGUGUAUGAGCCAGCAAAUUCACGGGGGCCCUUAAGACCCCCAAGUCCUUCCCUAGACCCCAUCCAAGCAGGAAUCUUCAUGCAAGGAGCCAAAUCCUACCUGGAGAAAUGCAUUUCCAUGAACACUCUGGUGCCUUACAGGUGCUUCAAGCGCAGCUUCCCUGGCAUCUCCAGGUCCACUUACUACAACUGGCGAAGAAAAGCAAUCAAGGAGAACCCCAACUUCAAACCCCCUCAAUCUCCCUUGGAUAACCAGAAACCUCUAGUGACAGGAAAGCCGUUCCUGCAGUUGAAGCCAAGCAGUGUGCCUGUUAAGAAGAGGCUGAAUGGAGACCGGCCGGCACCCAGGAGUCUCCUGCAGCUCAAGCCCUCUCUGUGCUGGAGAAAGCAGCUGCGAGAUGUGGCCAGGAGGCAGGUCCAGCAAUGGCGGCUGCCAUUCUGCAAGUACCGCCUGCGCUACCCAUCUCUCUCCUCCACAGCCUAUUGGUUUUGGAAUGGCAGUGGCCGGGCCAUUGGGCAGCAUCGCCUGCCCUGGACCAGCUCCAGCCAGCUGUUGAACCGGGUGGCUUCCCUGGCACCUCUGAGAGCCGAGCCAGGCCUCAAGCCCCAGUGCCACAUGGAGGUAGCCGCCAAGCACCUAGAUAAGCCAGUACCAGCCAUGCCAUACAACACCACCAUUUCAGGCUAUGCCAUGUCGGAGAGAGCCAACAGCCAGAUGUUUGUAAUGGAUGUGAUUGCCACUGCCCAGUUCAAGGCACAGGCCAAGCUGUUCUUGCAGCAGCGCUUUGAGUCGAAGACCUUCCCUACCUACAAGGAGUUCAGUGCCCGCUUCCCACUCACGGCCCGUUCCACCUAUUACAUGUGGAAGCGUGCCCUGCAUGAUGGGCUGACGCUUGUGGAUGCCUGAGUGCCAGUUGCCAGCUGGCUUGGCCACAGCUCCUCAGCUGAUGUGCCCUUUGGCUCUCCGGUGGUGUGCCCUGGCUGGGGCCCUGCUCUAACUUUUGUUCUGGUUUGGUUUUUUGUUCCUUGUCUCUGGCUUUCUUUUCUGUGUGGUUCAAUCAGGUAUGGGAGUGUCCCUGCAGUGCCCAUUCCCAGAGACGGGUGGAGUGGAAGAAGGCACUGAGCUGUCCCAGAGGAGAGGGGCCAGGGGGUUUGUCCUCUCUGUGCUCGGAGGGUGAGCCAGGGAGGAGGCAGUACUGUGCCAGUGUCAUGAUUUGCUGCUGGGCCUCUUGAGACAGAGGAUGUGAAGGUGUCUCUGCCCCUGGCACUUGCUUGAAUGAGUAAUGUGGAUGUGCAGGAUGAGUGUGGAGGUGCCCAGUGUCCCCUUGGCAAGCCAAGCAGUGCUGGCUCAGCUGUGGAUGAAGAGGGUCUUGGGGAGUGCUCAGCUUUACAGGAGGAGCAUUUUUGAUCUGGGUUCUUCCCAGCUAAGGAGAAUAAAAGCUUCACUCGGGGUCAGCAUCAAUGCCACCUUGGCUUUCUGGCUUCCAAUACCUGCCUCUGGCUGCCCUGAUCUUCUCUAGAAGGAGCAGGGACUGGUAGAGGAGGGGACUUGUUUGUGUUCCUGUUGUAGUCUCCUGGGAGCACUAAGCUAGGAGCUGGUGUCCUUUGCAGGCUCUGGAGAAGCUGUCCCUGACCUUUCUGGUCUUGUAGCAAUAACAUUUCACACAGUCCUUUACUCUCUCACAGCUGGCAGCUGCCCUGCUUCCCUAGGGUCUCUAUUCCCUGGUGGCUGGGAGAAGGCAGGGAGAUGGAAUGUUGUGUGCCCAGUGUCCCUGCAUCCCCUGCACCAUGCUGCAAGCUGAAUGCAACGUGGAUGUCUCCUUGCAGCGAGCCUAGAUGCACAUAUCUCUCAUUUGUAAGAAGCCAAAGCAAUAA
This is a messenger RNA of Falco peregrinus (peregrine falcon), 3079 nucleotides long. It is a transcript of the gene VRTN, whose product is annotated as vertebrae development associated. The coding region runs from base 84 to 2111 and encodes 675 amino acids. The transcript has 2 exons. Gene Ontology annotation, cellular component: chromatin. The record is from RefSeq and is a predicted model, not a curated record. Gene Ontology annotation, biological process: regulation of transcription by RNA polymerase II. NCBI's taxonomy places the organism in Eukaryota, Metazoa, Chordata, Aves, Falconiformes, Falconidae.